Dioszegia hungarica is the source of this 1350-nucleotide messenger RNA. Its product is annotated as alpha-tubulin. Gene Ontology annotation, molecular function: structural constituent of cytoskeleton; GTP binding. Gene Ontology annotation, cellular component: microtubule; cytoplasm; nucleus. Gene Ontology annotation, biological process: microtubule cytoskeleton organization; nuclear division; nuclear migration by microtubule mediated pushing forces. The record is from RefSeq and is a predicted model, not a curated record. The transcript is spliced from 13 exons. Lineage: Eukaryota; Fungi; Basidiomycota; Tremellomycetes; Tremellales; Bulleribasidiaceae. Bases 1 to 1350 code for a protein of 449 amino acids.
AUGCGCGAAGUCAUCUCCGUUCACGUCGGUCAAGCCGGUGUCCAAAUCGGUAACGCCUGCUGGGAGCUUUACACCAUCGAGCAUGGUCUGAGCCCCGACGGUCGCCUGAUGGAGAACUCUGCCUCGAACGGCGACGAUGGGUUCUCUACCUUCUUCUCUGAGACUGGGUCGGGAAAGCACGUCCCUCGAUCCCUUUACGUCGACUUGGAACCGAACGUGGUCGAUGAAGUCCGUACCGGUACCUACCGAUCCCUCUUCCACCCCGAGACCCUCAUCACCGGCAAGGAAGAUGCGGCCAACAACUACGCCCGUGGUCACUACACCAUCGGCAAGGAGCUUGUCGACACGGUCCUCGAGCAGGUUCGUCGUCUCGCCGAUAACUGUUCCGGUCUCCAGGGCUUCUUUGUCUUCCACUCGUUCGGCGGUGGAACCGGGUCCGGUUUCGGUGCCCUCCUCAUGGAGCGCCUCUCUACCGACUACGGCAAGAAGUCUAAGCUUGAGUUCUCGGUCUACCCGGCGCCCAAGAUGUCAACAUCCGUCGUUGAGCCGUACAACUCGGUUUUAACUACACACACGACGCUUGAACAUUCGGACUGCUCGUUCAUGGUCGACAACGAAGCAAUUUACGAUAUUUGCCGCAGGAACCUCGGCAUUUCGUCCCCGUCCUUCACCAACCUCAACAGGCUCAUCGCCCAGGUCGUCUCCUCCAUCACCGCCUCGCUCCGGUUCGACGGCUCGCUCAACGUCGACUUGAACGAGUUCCAGACCAACUUGGUACCCUUCCCCAGGAUCCACUUCCCGCUCGCUACCUACGCGCCUGUCAUCAGCGCAGAGAAGGCCUUCCACGAGAGCAACUCGGUGGCCGAGAUGACGAUCAGCUCGUUCGAGUCCAACAACCAGCUCGUCAAGUGCGACCCCAGGACCGGCAAGUACAUGGCGUGCUGCCUGCUCUACCGUGGAGAUGUCGUGCCCAAGGACGUCAACGCUGCCGUUGCGAACAUCAAGACCAAGCGGACCAUCCAGUUCGUCGACUGGUGCCCUACCGGGUUCAAGCUCGGUAUCUGCAACGAGCCCCCCGCACUCGUCCCCGGUGGUGACCUCGCCAAGGUCUCUCGAUCCCUCUGCAUGCUGUCCAACACCACUGCUAUUGCUACCGCUUGGGCCCGGCUGGACUCCAAGUUCGAUCUCCUUUACUCGAAGCGGGCCUUUGUGCACUGGUAUGUCGGAGAGGGUAUGGAGGAGGGAGAGUUCUCGGAGGCUCGCGAGGAUCUUGCGGCGCUCGAGAAGGACUACGAGGAGGUCGGGAUGGACUCUGCGGACGGCGACGAGGAGGAGGAGGGCGAGUACUAG